AUGACUUCUUCGGAAACUCGACGAAGCUAUCCCACAGUGGAAAUCAUCGGUUUUCAAGGACGUGCCAAAAUCGUGGUGCACUGCGUCACAACUGGGACGCCUCCUGCCCAUCAUCCCCACAAACUGGUCGGCCAGAACUGUCAGGAUGGAGUAUGUGUGGGCUACAUUGGACCAAAAAAUGACAUGCGAUUCUCUUUGAGCAACAUUGGAAUUCAAUGCGUACGGAGGCAAGAUGUCGACGAAGAACUCAAGGCAAGGUUCAACAAUUACUCCAAUCCAUUUAUAGCUUUCUCCGAUGAUCCUUCCUUGAUCAACGUAAAUUCGCUGUGCUUAUGCUUUCAAGCAUUUCUGGAAACCGAACCAAAUCAAUUCGACUACAUCCUACCGCCGGCAAUAUCCCACGUGAUUUUCGACAAAAAAUCAAAACCGGACCUGAAGAUAUGCCACUUGAGUGAUUCGGAAGCGCCAGCAAGUGGUGGAAAAAAGAUCAUUCUCCUGUGCGAAAAAGUUGACAAAAAUGACAUUGCGGUACGGUUUUUCAAGAAUACGUCGCCUCACUCAACGUGGGAAGCAUAUGGAUCAUUUAGCUCACAGGACGUUCACAAGCAGGUUGCCUUAGUAUUCAUGACACCUGCGUACUACGAUUUGACGAUAACCAAACCUGUGCAGGUAUAUGUACAACUUCAACAGCCGUCGAACUCGUUGCUCAGCAAACCAAUUAAGUUUACAUUUCAUCCUGUUCAUAAUGCACGUUCUGCUGAUUCUCCAUCACAGCCGCAAAAAGGGUUGCCAUCUUUCCAAUGCCUACGACACCAGAUGAAAAUAUCACAGCCAAACAACUCCUUCGACGUGAAUGGGGAUCCAAACAAAUCGUUCGAAGCACAGCAAGAUGAAACGAACAAUCAGCUUGAUAAUAAUCAAUCAACUGUAAAUCACUCUGAUCAACACAAAUUCACCAUUUCAAUGCAAAACUUCUAUAUUCAGUGGAAGCCGAACGAUUUCUCUGGCUGGGAAAAUUACAGCGAUGACAAUUCUUACAGUGAUAGUGUCAGUGCCGAUUACAGUGAAGUUGACACAGCCGAGAAUUACAAUAUCGAUGAUUUGCUACUGUGUUUGAGCUCAGUGCCGAAAUGCAGUAGAGUAUCAUUGGAGGAGAAAUCAUCGAGAGGCGAAAUUUCAACGACAGAAAUUGAACAACAGGAACUACAUUUUGAUCAGCACAGAGCAGAAAGUAGCGCAUCUUGGGUUUCAUCGGAUAGUUUGACAAUGCUGUAGAGACCAGUUAGUGUGAUCAUAUUUUCACAGUUUCAUAAUCAUAAAAAUAAUUCAAAUUCAAUCCCACAAUCCCACUGAAAGAAUAAAUAUCUCAACAAUUGUGAUGAUUAAAUUAUAAACAAAACUCGACCUUCAAAACAAUUUUCAAACACUUAUGCAAAGGAAACUGUUAGAACUGUUCCAUCCAAGUACAAUACUUAUUUUUUGUUCAACCAUAGUACAACAUUUUAUUAGUACCACUACAGUCUACGCGUCAUAUACUUUUAAAUAUGUUUAAGUUUAGAUUAAAAAAAAAGAUAAGCUGUAUAAUUCAUUACAAAUAACUAUCUGAAAUUUUGAUCUGUCAUACGCAGGUUACACUAGACAAUUCAAAACUGUACAUGUUUGUAAAUUAAAAUAUACAAAUUAGAAGGUGUGGAAUUCCGAGAAUAAACCCGUAGAGGAUUGCCCAUCGAUGUCAAUACUCACUAUACGAUGAGGCUUGGGACGUCUUGUCGAGUCGGUAGUCCACAGAAGAAAGAGGACGAAUUGGGCUGCUGCGUGCAUACAUUAGUGGUGUGCGUGUUGGCAGUGCAUGCCUACUCGGUUGGAUGAACGUCAACUGACAGCAAACCGAGCGGUACAUUUUAUAACAUAUUAUCUCGCAUAAUAGGGUAUCCCACAGAAGGUAAUAUACAUUAGGACUUUAAUGUACAAUUCAUCUAUCGAGCAAAACAUGCAAUUAACGCCUUAAAAAUUCAUAUAGCGAAUAUGGCAACACUGCUGUCUAAAGGUAGGAAAUGCAAAUUGUUAUUGUUCAAUUUAAUCUUAUCUCAACUAUUCGACAAUACAAUAAACAAA
Molecule: messenger RNA, 2115 nt
Organism: Aedes aegypti (yellow fever mosquito)
Lineage: Eukaryota; Metazoa; Arthropoda; Insecta; Diptera; Culicidae
Product: embryonic polarity protein dorsal-like
Exons: 4
Coding region: 1-1275 (424 amino acids)
Biological process (GO): response to cytokine; canonical NF-kappaB signal transduction; inflammatory response
Cellular component (GO): cytoplasm
Molecular function (GO): DNA binding; DNA-binding transcription factor activity
Source: RefSeq, a predicted model, not a curated record